This is a messenger RNA of Fimicolochytrium jonesii, 1939 nucleotides long. RefSeq lists its product as uncharacterized. The record is from RefSeq and is a predicted model, not a curated record. Lineage: Eukaryota; Fungi; Chytridiomycota; Chytridiomycetes; Spizellomycetales; Powellomycetaceae. The transcript is spliced from 2 exons. Bases 58 to 1773 code for a protein of 571 amino acids.
CGUACCCACAUCGUACCCACAUCGUACCAGCGAACACUUCCCGAAACAAUAGCAACAAUGUGGCCGGAUACGAUAGAGGAAUUCUUCGAGCGGACGCCGUCAGGGACCUGGGAGGACUUUACCGCCGUCAUCAGGAGCAACGUAAAGAAGGUCGCGAGGUGGAAGGAUGACAAAAAAUCCUCUCAAACUAAGAAGCAGAGACAGCUCAGAAAACUCCACAAACUCCUACACAGCAAGAAUCAAUUCGUUGCCGAGAAGGGGGACAGUCGUGUAGCCAAGGUUGUGGAUGCGCACUCGGCUCUCGCCAGAAGCCACGAGGUGUUGGUCGGCGGAGUUGUUGGUCGAAAGCGGAAGGCGGAGGAGUUGGAGGAGGAUGAGAGUCACGAUGACGAGGAAGAAGAAGAGAAUGACGAUGAUGACGAGGACGACGAUAAGGAAUCAGACGAGGACGACGAGGACGCGGCAAAGGACGAUAAGGAAAACCAGAAGCAUGCGGAAGACCGACAUCAUUACCGGAAAGCAGGAAUUGAGCAUCCCGCGAACACCACCCCCUCCAAAGCCCAUGGGACCGUUGGGAACAGCUCCCGCCAAAACAAUUCUACUUUGGCCCCUUCUCGCCAAUGCGGGACUCCUGCAUUGAAAUUUGGUUUCGGAGUUUGCCAGCUCAGUCCGUCCAAGUCUGAGAUGAGCGAUGUGUCCGAGACCAGCAAUGUGUCCCAGACUGAGCCAGAGGGUGAGGUGGUUGCCCGUCUGAGAAGUGCCAUAAAAGCUCAGAAGGGGAAGGAGUGGGUGCUUAACGGCGUUGACCUCGUUGCAGCAAUCCGCAAGAUGCAAAAAGCUCUCCUCAGAAAGAUCACCGAUUCACAAGCGACCGUAGAGGUGCACAGCGAGGAACACUUGCUCAGUUGCAGCUGUCUGGUUCUGACUGAGGCAAAGGCCGAAUUGUGGGACAAAGCCUUCAGCAACAAGGAGUGGGCCUCGCUGCGAAGCUUCUUUGAAAACCGUGUCCUUCAGCAGGAUGAUACGUUGUGGAGCCGAGCGCGGAUCGAAGCCAAGAGGAUGAUCGCGGCGAAGAAGGCGGGUGUCGGCUUCCGUGCUCGUGUUGAAGAUGACACCAAUCUCGAACAGGGUGCUGUUGGGGUGGUGUUGGACACCCUGUUCCACAAUUUGAAAGCGGAGAAGCCGGACCGCACCACUAAUGAGCCAACUUGGUGCGCAAAGUUGCUGCUGCCAUACUUUCAUCUCCUCACAGAUCCAGCGUUGAACUGGAAGUACGACAAUGCCACCAACUACGACAACAACCGGCCCGAUUUCUUUGUCCACGACGCCAAUAACAGGGGGAUGGCCUGCUGGGAAGUCAAAACUCAGUGGGCAGGUUCUGCAGCUAAGAAAAAGGACGUGGGACGAUCAAUCUUCCACAGCAUGGAACACCUCAAAAUCGAUAUGCAUCUAUACUCUCCACAGAGCACUCCUGUGAAGGUAUGCAUCCCCUUCUCCGGCAAUGAGGGCACGAUCUUUGAGCUGUACCUACAUUGCGGAGUCUUCUUGGCGGUGGAAGUAGGCACUUGGACCAUCCCCCUGUGCCUCACCUCUGGGCGAGACGCGGAAGUGGCGACGGCAAUUGCCACCGGGUCAGCAAUCAUGAGUCGGCUGACGGAGAUUAGAGUUCAGAUGGAUCGCUACCAGCCAAGGGCAGAUCCCGCUAGGCGUCCGUCGUUUCUGCCUCCCAAAACCCCCGCAGUGAAGAAACCGAAAACCACAAGGCAAUUGUAAGAGACUUGCCCUCUCCUCUUUAUGGCGGAAUAUCAAUGGUGUGAGCUUUGCGCACUGGGUUCAAUCCUUGCCUGUCCGGCCUUCGAAAACUGCCUUAUUUGUUCCCUGAUGAAAUUGAGCGGUGCAUGUCUUCCUUUAGUCAUCACUUUAAUCGCAUAAUUCUGGA